Molecule: messenger RNA, 4501 nt
Organism: Cololabis saira (Pacific saury)
Lineage: Eukaryota; Metazoa; Chordata; Actinopteri; Beloniformes; Belonidae
Gene: zbtb7b
Product: zinc finger and BTB domain containing 7B
Exons: 4
Coding region: 367-2163 (598 amino acids)
Biological process (GO): regulation of transcription by RNA polymerase II; positive regulation of gene expression
Molecular function (GO): protein binding; RNA polymerase II cis-regulatory region sequence-specific DNA binding; DNA-binding transcription factor activity, RNA polymerase II-specific
Source: RefSeq, a predicted model, not a curated record
AGUAGGGCAAGCCGCUUCCUGGUUCUCAGAAAGGAGGAGCCGGGAGUCGGAGUGGGCGAGCGGAGGCUGCUUACCGGGGGGUCAGAGCAGCUCAGAGAGCCGGCGGAGGAUCGGUGUAGGAGACACCGGGACAUGGGGAAUUAAAACAAAAAAAAAAGAAAAAAAAAAAGAAGAAAAGAAAAAAAAGAGCAACAAACUACAACAAAAACUAAAGUAAAAAACGGUUGUCAAGCUCCCCCUUGAUAAAGAAGUGAGAAGAUAAAUAAGAAGAAAUAAGAAGUCGUUAGGGUGGGACGCAGUAAUCCAGGAAGUGCGCUCCUGCGCGGCUCAGGUGGGAGGACAGGUGACGCACCGGCGCUCAGGUUUAUGAACUCUGAACUCAGAGAAAAGGACCAAAUAGGAGGAGGCGAGAGAGAGAAAGACAGGCAGCAGGUACCCAUCUUCUCCUGGGUUUAUGGACUGGAGGUGGCAAUGUCUCCAGGAGAGGACGGUCUGAUUGGGAUCCCCUUCCCGGAGCACAGCAGCGAGCUCUUGUCCCACCUCAAUGACCAGAGGAGGACGGGACUCUUGUGUGAUCUCACCCUGACCUCCCGAGGGGCUCGCUACCCAACACACCGCUCUGUCAUGGCCGCCGUCAGUCUCUACUUCCGCCGGUUGUUUGGAGCGGAGGAAGGUGGUGGCGAAGGGGGAGGAGGCUUCAGUGUUUGCCAACUGGACUGUGUGGCACCUGAUGCCCUGGACGCCCUCCUGGAGUUCGCCUACACCGCCACUCUUACAAUCCCCAGCUCUGGGAUGAGAGAUGUGCUGCGAGGAGCUCAGCUUCUAGGCAUCCAGUGUGUGGCUGAUGCCUGCAGGGAUAUCCUCGGGGAGACGGCCGAGGCAGAGGGAGAGACAGCAGAGGUGCAAAGAACCCAACACCCAACAUGUGACAAAAUGAUGAAGAGGGAGAUUGGUAGAGAGAAAGCGUCCAGAAGAAAAACAGACAAAAAGAGGGUGAAGAAAAUUUGUUUAAAUACCAUCAAGUCCUCUCCUUUGAAGCUGAUGCCUGCUUCUCCUGCUUCUCACCCUUCCCCUGGAUCCGACAGCUAUCGCUCCCUGCCCUCUACCCAGCCUCCCAGCCCCGAACAAGAGGAGCUUCACCUCAAACACGGGCAGAACGGGGAUCCCAGGGCAAACAACGAGCCAGGGAGAGGAGCCACACUAAAUGGAAGGGUCCCUUACUGGCCACAAGAGCGUCCCCAUAUUACCCUCCCGGCCACAAUCCAGUCCUUAAAUGACAAGCUGUCCGAAGACGACGAGUUGGAGGGUUUGGGGGACAAUGUCAUGCUAGUGGGGCAAAGCUCCACACCUACCGAGGCAGCUGAUCAAGGUGCAGCCACGUCAGUAGCAGGAGGAGGGAGGAAGAGGAAGUCUCAGACCCCCCAGCAGUGCCCAGUCUGUCAGAAAAUCAUUCACGGAGCAGGAAAACUGCCGAGACACAUGAGAACGCACACUGGGGAGAAACCCUUCCAGUGCCCUGCCUGCGGGGUUCGCUUCACACGCAAUGAUAAGUUAAAGAUUCACAUGAGGAAACACACAGGCGAGCGCCCUUACCCGUGUCCCCACUGCCCUGCCCGGUUUCUCCAUUCAUAUGACCUCAAAAACCACCUAUCCCUCCACAGUGGGGCACGGCCCUUCGAGUGCCCCCUCUGCCACAAGGCCUUCGCUCGAGAGGACCACCUGCAGCGCCAUCGCAAGGGUCAGAGCUGCCUGGAGCUGCGCACACGCCGGCCCAGGCGUGCGCCCGACCUGACGGAGGAUGGAAGAGGGGAUGAAGGCAGGAGGGAGCAGUCCAGCGCUCUCUCUUUACAGGCCCACCCCUCUGUUUUCCACACCCACCCGAUGCUGGAAGGUUUGGCUGCGUCCGCUGGUGGCACUCCAAUGAUAUUUGCAAGCGACAUUGAGAGGGAGCGGUCUCUUACCCUUCAGGCUCUGGCCCAAUUUGGUCAUCAAAGGUUGGCCGGCUACCCUGAGUUUUUAUUGCACGGGCUGGACCUGCAAGGAGCCAGAGAGAUGGUGGGAGAAGAUCCUGGAAGAACGCACAUGCCAGCUGGACAGCGUGACAGAUGGGCAGAUCAAGAGGAAGAGGAUAUUGCAGAGGAAGAAGCCGAAGAAGGGGAAUAGUGAAGAGAUACUGAUUUCAUGUGGUAAAGUUUCCACAAUAAAAAAAGAAAAAAAAAGAAGAAAAAACUUUCUUGCUCAGGUGGACUAAUAACCUGCUGCUCCCAUGCAGAGAGCACUUAAAGAGAAACUAAAUAUCAAAAAUUAAACCAGGGAAAACGGGUUUUCUGAUAUAUUUUAAAUGUUUGUCUUCUGGUUGUUGGCAUUUUAUUUCAUUUAACUUUACAUUUUGCUGUUUACUUUCAAAUAUUUUAACUUGUAGCUGUGUCUGACGAUUUGAUUAUUUUUUUUCUCGCUGCUGUGUGUUGAGUGUGAGGUGCUUUUCACUAUGCAUACUAUCCAGGGCUGCAGCAUGGAGGGAUGUUUGAAGAUGUAUAUUUUUAUUCUAAGGAUUCAGGUGCAAUUUAGACAUUUUAUCACCAAGAUCACAAGAAUGUUUUUAUGCCCACUGUCCUCUGGUGGUCAUUAGUGGACAUGCAGUCUAAUUAAUCAAACUUGUUAUCAGCGUUGUAAGCAAUAAUCUUGUCAAUUUUAUUUUUUUUGUUGUAGAAUUUAUGCUUGAUUUUUUUGGUACUUGAACCAAAGAUCUGCGUUCUUUCUUAAAGUUUAAGUUAACGGGAGAGGAGAGAGGCGAACUGUAGCCAAUUUUGGGUUUGAACGGAAGAUUCUUCCCAAAUCUUUUGAUAGCCAUGAGAAAGACUCUGCUUCCAUAUCAGAGUGUUUCAGAGCUGCGCAGCUCUGUGUUUAAUGCCUGACCAAAAGAGACAAAGUCUGGGUCAAUAACUUUGAUUGAUGUGUAAGACUUUUUUUUUUUCCUUUCCCAGAAGCUGUGGACCUCAGUCUUCCUAUGCACUCAUUUGGGUUCUUUGUUGAAACAGAUAAAAAUGGGACAAGGUGAGGGGAUGACCAAGACAAUGUGCCCCUUCCUUUGUAUUUAUUUAUUUAUUUAUAUUUAUUAUGGCUCUUCUGCUUUUGUGAGACCAAGUCCAAGUGUGAACACAGAUCACAAUCCACUCGUUGUCCAAAACUUAAAGAAGCUGCUUUAUACUAAAGAUCUUGGCUAAAAAUCUCCAUAUACGUGAAUGCCUUUCAGUAGUCUGAUUGUCAUAUUUUGGCUAUUUUUACUUUUUCUUGAAUGAAUCCCUCACGUAUUUAACCCACCAGGUACUUCAAUAACACCGGCAAAUUCUGUUCUUCCAGGCAGAAAGAAGGGAACAGAGCUACAAAGUAAGGGGACGCAAGACGUUUAAUGUAACUUGAACACAAAAUACCUUUUGCAGCAAGCUUUUCUGCUGUUGAUUCAACAUUUAUUGUACUGUAUAAUAUUAUGUUGUAUGGCAGUUCUGGUAGAUCGCCCACCACUGUGACUAAAGGGGCCAUUAUCUUUUGAUUAUAUCUAUUUCUGACCAAAUACUUUUGAAUUUCCUCAUACUUUACGUGGCACUAUAGCAGGAUGCAAUUCAACAAUUUAUGUUUUAAAUGGCAGAAGUUGUACUUUUAUUUUCAUUCCUCUUAAAAUCCAUGUAGCUUAUGUGCUGGUCUGUUCUUGUGUGCAUCAUUAUGCAUUAUUAUAGUCUCUUUGUUAUUUAGUCAAUCUUUCUUCAUUUCCUUUUUUCAUUUGCACUAUGAGAUUUGAGAGCUUUGAGCUUUCCCCCCCUGAACUUGAGCAUCAUCUAUAAACACAUUCUGUACUAUUUACAUGGUUGACUGAAAUAGUACUGUAAAACUCUCAUACAUACUCUUCUUUUGGCAUAUUAGUACAGAGUUCUAGUCAAAUAUAAUAUAUAUCGGGAUGAAGUUGCCUUAGUUUUUUUUUUUUUCCUUUUUUUGUGCUGCAACUAUUCUCAGGAAAUCUUGAGCAAUGCACUAAGUGAUUAUACAAAAUAUAAAAUGGGAAGAAACUGGUGCUGUAGGGCGAUUGACACCCUGUAUGCACGUGUGAUGCCAGUAGUUUCAAAAUAUUGAAUUUUAUAUAUUUUGUAUCAUACAAUCAAAUCAAGUUAACCAAUAUUCUAGUAAUGAAAGGGGACUACUGGCAUUGCAGGAACCUGUCUUACUGGAAAGGCAGUAUGACAGUUGGUCCUGUGCGUGAAGGGUGUUGGUACUCCCGACUCAGAGCUUUGUGAGUGAAUUACGGUUAACUGAUGCCAGCUGUGAAGUGUUUCCAUGUGAGCUGUUUGUCUUCUUGGCUUCGGUGAAGGGACAUGGGGUAUGGUCUGAUAGAGACCCCGCUAUCAGGGAUUUUUGUCUUUCAUUUUUUAGAGGAACUUCUCAGAGAUAUGAAUUCAUUUCCCAUGAUUUGUUUUAGUUUAUGUAAAGAAAAUAAAGACAUCUAAGCUUA